Molecule: messenger RNA, 1548 nt
Organism: Solanum verrucosum
Lineage: Eukaryota; Viridiplantae; Streptophyta; Magnoliopsida; Solanales; Solanaceae
Exons: 3
Coding region: 40-1548 (502 amino acids)
Molecular function (GO): acetylglucosaminyltransferase activity
Source: RefSeq, a predicted model, not a curated record
CUUUGAUUUUGUAACAUCACAAAAUUAAAGGUCCAAAAUAUGAAAAAUAGACAACAAGAUCAUGUGGUCACACUUAUUUGGGCAGAAACAAAUAAUGUGAGGAGCAAUUUUAGAAGAGUUUUUCUAAGAAUUAUGACUAUUUUCAUCUUUUUCUUUUGUCUUCUUUAUGUUUUAUACUCCGUAAUUUGUUUAAACCCUUCAUUCAAGUUAACUCAAAGACCUUUUGAUACUUUUAUGAGAUUUGACCAAGAAAAUACAAUCCAAAAAAACCUUAAUAUAAUUCCCCCAGAAAAAACUCAGCUUCACCAUAUUGUUUUUGGCAUUGGAUCGUCAAAUGCCACGUGGAAUUAUCGAAAAGAGUACGUAAAAUUAUGGUGGAAUCCAAAUAAAAUGCGAGGAUUUGUAUGGUUAGAUAAGAAUAUGAGUAGUACUAGUAAUUAUGAUAAUGUUACUACUACUACUUCUCUUCCAAAAAUCAUGAUUUCAAGUGACACAUCAAGAUUCAGGUACACGAAUAAAAAUGGGGAUAGGUCAGGGAUUCGUAUAUCCCGAGUUCUAUCAGAGACAGUAAGGGCAGAUUCGGAAAAUGUGAGGUGGUACGUGAUGGGGGAUGACGAUACGUUUUUCGUGCCUGAAAAUUUGGUUAGGGUAUUGAGAAAAUAUGAUCAUAAGCAAUAUUAUUAUAUAGGGAGUGUAUCGGAAACACAUUGGCAAAAUCAUGAGUUUUCUUAUAAUAUGGCUUAUGGAGGUGGAGGUUUUGCUAUAAGUUAUCCAUUGGCAAAGGCAAUUGAAAAAAUGCAAGAUAAAUGUAUACAAAGAUAUCCAUAUUUGUAUGGAUCAGAUGAUAGAAUGCAAGCUUGUAUGGCUGAACUUGGAGUUCCUCUUACUAAAGAAGUCGGAUUUCAUCAGUUUGAUCUAUAUGGUAAUGUAAUGGGCCUCCUCUCAGCCCAUCCAGUUUCCCCAUUGAUUUCUCUUCAUCAUCUUGAUAAAAUCGAGCCCAUUUUCCCCAACGUAACCCGAGUUAAAGCCUUGAAACGUCUCAAGAAGCCCAUUACACUGGACUCAGCUGGGCUUAUGCAACAGUCCAUAUGUUAUGAUAGGCCCAGAAAAUGGACCAUUUCUGUCUCAUGGGGCUAUUCGGUCCAGAUAAAUAGAGGCAUUUUACCGGCCCGUGAAAUAGAAAAGCCCAUUGCAACUUUCAAUGAUUGGUAUGGAACUAAUGAUGAGAAUUCCCUCACAUUCAACACAAGACCAUAUCAUAGAAAUGGUUGUCAAAGGCCAUAUUUCUACUUGUUGUCUAAUGCAUACGCGUCGACGACUAAUGGCACAACAACAAGUGUAUACGCGCAUGAUGGGGCACCUAGAGGGAAGUGCAAGUGGCGUAUGGCUGAUCCAUCCAGGAUACGACACGUGAAAGUGUACAAGAAGCCUGAUCCAAAUUUAUGGGACAAGUCUCCAAGAAGAAAUUGUUGCAGAGUCUUGCCAACAAACAAGAAUGACACUCUUUUAAUAGAUGUAGGUGAAUGCAGAGAUAGUGAACCCUUUUAA